AAAUAUUUGGAAUUCCCUAAUGUAGUUUUAGUUUCAUUUGUUUCAGAUGAUACCUGUUGCUGCAAAUGAUGUUGCUUUCUCGAUCCAUGCUGUUCUACUGACAGCAAUUACAUUGUUCCAGAUUGCAAUCUAUGAACGUGGGAGUCAGAAAGUGUCCAAGGUUUCUAUUGGAAUUGUCUCUGUUGCAUGGCUUGUUGCAGCAGUUUGUUUCUUUAUUGCUUUGCCGAAUAAUUCCUGGCUUUGGCUUCUCUCCGUCUUCAACACAAUUCAAGUAGUUAUGACUACUAUAAAGUACAUUCCUCAGGCAGUCAUGAACUUCCUGAGAAAAAGUACUGAUGGCUUCAGCAUUGGUAACAUUCUACUUGAUUUUUCUGGAGGAAUAGCAAAUUAUGGACAGAUGGUUGUGCAAUCAACAGAUCAAGAUUCAUGGGUCAACUUCUAUGGGAAUAUAGGAAAAGUGUUGUUAUCACUACAAGGAAAAUGA
Messenger RNA from Glycine soja, 484 nucleotides. RefSeq names its product cystinosin homolog. Gene Ontology annotation, cellular component: vacuolar membrane. NCBI's taxonomy places the organism in Eukaryota, Viridiplantae, Streptophyta, Magnoliopsida, Fabales, Fabaceae. Gene Ontology annotation, biological process: L-cystine transport. The transcript is spliced from 5 exons. The coding region runs from base 47 to 484 and encodes 145 amino acids. The record is from RefSeq and is a predicted model, not a curated record. Gene Ontology annotation, molecular function: L-cystine transmembrane transporter activity.